AUGACGGAGAGACUGGCUUUGUUGUUAUGGACGAACGCAGAUAACCAAUUCGGAAACAGAGUAAUUAAAGAAGAAAUCAAGGAAGCUCUGCUGAAGAAUGACAAACCACUGGCUAUUGCAAAGAUUGAGGAGUUCCUGAAUAAAGAGAAGAACACUCCACUCAAUAUCGCCAUCACAGGUGAAACUGGUGCUGGUAAAUCCACUUUUAUUAAUGCCUUCAGGGGAAUGGACAACAGAGAUGAGGGAGCUGCCCCGACUGGUGUAACAGAAACAACCUUAGAGAAUACACCAUACCCUCAUCCAAUGUAUCCCAAUGUUACUUUAUGGGAUCUUCCUGGAAUCGGCACCACCAAGUUUCCAGCUGAUAAGUACCUGGAGCUUGUUGGAUUUGAGAAGUUUGACUUCUUCAUCAUCAUCUCAGACACUCGCUUCAGAGAAAAUGAUGUGAAACUCACUCAGGAGAUUCAGAAGAUGAAGAAAAGGUUCUACUUUGUUCGCUCAAAGAUUGACAACGAUGUACGAGCUGCAGAGAGAAAGAAAGACUUCAGUAAAGAGAAGACUCUUACAAAAAUGAGGGAAAACUGUGUUCAAGGACUCAGAGGAUCUGGGAUCCAGUCUCCACAGGUCUUUUUGAUGUCCAGCUUUGAGCUCCACCUGUACGACUUCUCUCAGCUAUAUGAGACCUUAGACAGAGAACUUCCUGAACACAAAAGACAUGCUCUGCUGCGCGCCAUGCCCAACAUCAGCCUGGAGAUCAUCAACAAGAAGAAAAAAGCUUUCAAGCGCCGAUUGUAUCUUUUGUGUGCUGUCUCUGGAGGUGUAGCUGCUGUUCCACUUCCUGGGCUUUCUAUUGUUGUUGACAUAGCUCUGAUGGUGGGUGCUGUUACAGAUUAUAUUUGUGGGUUUGGUCUUGAUAUCAAGUCUCUGAAAAGGCUCUCCGCUAUCUCAGGUGUGCCAUACACUGACCUCCUUGCUGUCAUCACUUCACAACUGGCAGCAAAGAAAAUAACACGUGAUCUCCUUCUGAAGGUGUCGGCCCAGCUUGCAGUAUCAGCUGUAUUCAUGGUACUAGAGGAAGUAUGCAGGUUUAUUCCAAUAAUUGGAAUCCCGUUAUCAAUGGGUUUCUCUAUCACCACAACCUACAGGCUUCUAAAUUUUAUCUUGAACCAGCUCGCUGAAGAUGCUCAGAAGGUGUAUGAAAAGGCCCUGGGUCUGAAAGCUUCACCUCAAAAACUUAAAAAGUAA
Molecule: messenger RNA, 1245 nt
Organism: Pundamilia nyererei
Lineage: Eukaryota; Metazoa; Chordata; Actinopteri; Cichliformes; Cichlidae
Product: interferon-inducible GTPase 5-like
Exons: 3
Coding region: 1-1245 (414 amino acids)
Cellular component (GO): membrane
Molecular function (GO): GTP binding
Source: RefSeq, a predicted model, not a curated record